AUGGACCAAAACAGAACACCAGGGGCCAAACAGCCCGAUAUCGAGUUUUAUGGUCAUAUCUUCACUGCAAACAGAAUUAAACCUGAUCCCAAGAAGAUGCAUGCCAUAAAAACCGUGAAACCGCAGUGUGCAAUUGAAAUGAAGUCACUGUUAUACGAAUGGCGCAGUAUAUUUCUGGAUUCAACCCUGAUUAUGCCAAGAUUACAACCCACUACGAAACCUGACCAAGAAGGACGUCGCCUGGAAAUGGAACGCCGAAGAACAGAGUACCAUCGACAUUUUAAAACAAGCUGUUGCAGGAGACAAAUAAUUACGUACUUCGAUGGAACAAAAGAAACGAAAAUCGUGGUCGACGCAAGCCCGGGAGAACUUGGAGGUAUACUAAUGCGAGAAGACAAAGAUAUCUGCUACGCAUGCCACAAGUCGAAUCAAAAUAUUCCAAAACUGAGAGAGAAAUGUUAG
Molecule: messenger RNA, 462 nt
Organism: Paramuricea clavata
Lineage: Eukaryota; Metazoa; Cnidaria; Anthozoa; Malacalcyonacea; Plexauridae
Source: the annotation of a GenBank genome assembly